Clupea harengus (Atlantic herring) is the source of this 4234-nucleotide messenger RNA. RefSeq names its product mannosyl-oligosaccharide 1,2-alpha-mannosidase IA-like. The record is from RefSeq and is a predicted model, not a curated record. Gene Ontology annotation, molecular function: mannosyl-oligosaccharide 1,2-alpha-mannosidase activity; calcium ion binding. Gene Ontology annotation, cellular component: endoplasmic reticulum; extracellular exosome; Golgi membrane. NCBI's taxonomy places the organism in Eukaryota, Metazoa, Chordata, Actinopteri, Clupeiformes, Clupeidae. Gene Ontology annotation, biological process: mannose trimming involved in glycoprotein ERAD pathway; carbohydrate metabolic process. Bases 271 to 2142 code for a protein of 623 amino acids. The transcript is spliced from 12 exons.
CACAUACAUGCCAUUCCUUCCGUUGUGAACUCUGCUGGAAAGAAGAGUUUUUUGCAGAUGUGGUUCAGCAUGGACAGUUGAAACGGCAGGACACCACUCGGUACCAUAACUAAGUUUAUAGCAGAAUAUACAGUCGCGAUAGCAAGCGGUCGUAGUAAAUGGGCUGUGGAGAGUAACGAACAUCGCUCGAGCCGUCGUAAUACUUUCUUUAUCCAAUUUGUGAAUCGACUUCACUCUGUGCUCAAGGCUUCCGAACGCUAAGGAAAGAAAAUGCCUGUAGCAACUCUUCUACCUUUCACGGUGACCCCAAAUAGGAAGUCUGCCAGUCCAACCUCUUUUCGACUGACAGAAAAAUUCAUUUUGCUGUUAGUUUUCAGCGCUUGUAUCACGUUAUGUUUCGGGGCAAUCUUCUUCUUACCGGAUUCGUCAAAGCUGCUUAGCGGAGUUUUCUUCCGCUCGCCGUCGGUAGAAACCGCCACUCGAACAGGUAUGGAUAGUGGUUCUAGUAUCGGAACGGGAAAUGCUGAUAAAAUACUAGCUAAAAUUAGGAAAGACCACGAAGAUGCCUUAAUUGAAGCUAAAGAUACGCUUCAGAAACACCCUGAAGAUAUCAAGAAAGACAUCAAGAACGAUAAGGAGCAAGUUGUCCAAGGUCUAGUUAAAGGUGGCAAAGGUGACAGUCUAACGUUACCGAUUAUUGAAUAUGUUCGGCCACCCGGAGUAACAGGACACGAGCCAUCAGACCCGGAAACCAAAGAGAAAAGGGCGAAAAUAAAAGAGAUGAUGACGUUCGCCUGGGACAAUUACAAGCGCUACGCCUGGGGCUCCAACGAGCUCCGGCCCGUCUCCAAGCAAGGACACUCCAGCAAUUUGUUUGGGGGUCUGAAGGGGGCGACCAUCGUGGACGCCUUGGACACGCUUUACAUCAUGGAGAUGUACGACGAGUUUGAACUUGCUACCGAGUGGGUGGUGAAAAAUCUGGACUUUAACAUGAAUACAGAGAUCUCGGUGUUUGAAGUGAACAUUCGGUUUGUGGGAGGGCUGCUGUCGGCCUACUAUCUCUCCGGCAAAGAGGUGUUCAGGAAGAAAGCUGUGGAGUUAGGGGAGAAGCUGUUACCUGCAUUCAAGACCCCCACAGGCAUCCCCUGGGCCCUGCUCAACAUGAAGAGCGGUAUCGGCCGUAACUGGCCCUGGGCGUCAGGCGGCAGCAGCAUCUUGGCGGAGUACGGCACGCUGCACCUGGAGUUCAUGCACCUCAGCAAACUGUCUGGAAACCCCGCCUUCGCCGAGAAGGUCAUGAACAUCCGGAAGGUUCUCAACCGGCUGGAUAAGCCCUCGGGUCUGUACCCCAACUACCUGAACCCUAACAGUGGCCAGUGGGGCCAACAUCAUGUGUCGGUGGGAGGACUGGGAGACAGCUUCUAUGAGUAUCUGCUGAAGGCCUGGAUCAUGUCUGACAAAACGGACGAGGAGGGGAAGAAACUCUACUACGAUGCUCUCCAGGCCAUAGAGAAGAACCUGAUCCGUAAGUCCAGUGGCGGUCUGACCUACAUAGCGGAGUGGAAGGGAGGUCUCCUGGAGCACAAGAUGGGCCACCUGACGUGCUUCGCUGGGGGCAUGAUCGCGCUGGGCGCCGACGGAGCUCCAGACCAGCAGACAGGCCACCACAUGGAGCUGGCAGCCGAGAUCACCCGCACCUGCCACGAGUCCUACGCACGCACCAAUCUGAAGCUGGGUCCGGAGGCCUUCCGCUUUGAUGGGGGUGUGGAGGCCAUCGCCACGCGGCAGAAUGAGAAGUACUUCAUCCUGCGGCCGGAGGUCAUUGAGACCUACAUGUACAUGUGGAGGUUCACCCACGACCCCAAAUACAGGGAGUGGGGCUGGGAGGCUGUGCAGGCUCUGGAGAAGCACUGUAGGGUGGAGGGGGGCUACAGUGGUGUGAGAGACGUCUACGGCACCAGCCCCAACCAUGAUGACGUGCAGCAGAGCUUCUACCUGGCAGAGACGCUCAAGUACUUAUAUCUUUUGUUCUCAGAGGACGACCACCUGCCAUUGGAGCACUGGGUGUUCAACACCGAAGCCCACCCUCUUCCCGUCAUCAAGAUGGAGCCCAACAGCAACCAGGCCAACGAGGUGGAGUAACCCCACCCACGGCCUCUGAACUCUGACCUUUCACCCAAGAUGGACCUCAGUAACACCUCCCUGGGACACCUCUUUCGGUGGGUGGAGGGGGGUCAGGGUUGCUGUGACCCACACCCUCCCUUUUCCUAUUUGGAUCGAAGAUCUGUGACGUCCCACAGGACAGGAUGAUUGGGGUUCUGUCCCCCAGAGUGUGUCUGUAAUCCCACUGAAGCGUUUUUGGGCCCCCACUUCCAACCUCUAAAAUCAGCCCCUUCCCCAAAGACCCACCUUGACAUCCACCCUGACUCUGUGGGUGUGGAGGCUCUGUGUUUCAGUCGGCGUCUGUCUCUGGAGGUCUGCAUGCUGCCCUUCUCCCCCCGCCCCCCCAAAUGCCCCCUGCCUCUGCCCCUGCCCUAACCCAAACCUUGCCCCACGCCAUUCCGUCCGCCACAGCCCUUCUUCCCCACGCGUCGACCAAGUCCUGAAUCUGGGCCUCGUUUUGGAAGAGGUCCGAGAACUCUCUGUACACAGUACCUCCUCUGUGAGGAGACCUUGGGGGCUGUUAUUCCCUUUGCUUCAUGUCACACACAUACACACACACACACACACACCACACACACACACACACACACACACACACACACACAUACACACACACACACACACACACACACACACACACUUUCUGUUUGUUUGUGUAAGCCAUACUGGAUUCAAGACUGCUAUAUCAUUUGCGGUGUUUGUUUGGUUGCAGUUUUGGAGUUCCCUCUCUGUGUUCUCUGAAAGGUGGGGGUGGGUCUUUGUUUGUAUGUUUGGAUUGAGUUCAUCAGCUUGACCUUUCACGGUCCCAGCUUUCCUUGGGUUCCAAUAUGUUAGCUUUCUAAAAGCUACUUAUGAGACUCUCUGAGGACUUCGCUUUGGACAGACUUGUCAGACUUACGGUUUUUUCCUUUCUUCAACCCCAGCUCUGUAGUGAUCUCCAGUCAAAUAGUGCCUUUGUUAUCUUAACUGAUGUGCAGGCAUUUGGAAAAUGUGUUUAAAAUGCUAAUUUAUUUAUUCACAGCAAAAAUAACUGGGUUUCGCUUGUGUUUUCAUUGUUGUGAGAUUUUUGUUGUUUGUUUAUCAGUUUGUUUCUGAACAGAGGAUGUGAUUAUUUGGCACUCUGCCGGUCCUAGUGACAUUUGGUGUUGGCACGGUCACCUGCAAGGGAGUUCUAGAAGAGUUCGCACACAUGGGGUCCCAUCUCUUUCUUUCAUUCCAUCUCUCGCUCUCAGAAAUGUGGACAUGUUUACAAAUCCUUCCUUUCCUCUGAGAUUAUGGUUGGGAUGGGCAGGGGCACAAUAAAGACUGAACCACUUGUAUCAACAUACCAUUGAAGUCCUUUGUCUCAACAAACAGCAGCAUCUCUCUGGGCUUCCGUAGUUUUUCCUCUAGCGAGCUAAUCACUUCUUCCUCUCAUUGUUGCACAAUAGAGGGGGAGAGGGAGGGAGAGAUAGAGAGAGAGAGAGAAAGAACUCUGAAGUUCCUUGUUUUGCUUUUGUUUGUUUAUCUCGCAGUGGCUAGACAGGGACAUUCAUCAACCUGAAGCUUUUGUAAAAAAAAAAAAAAAAAAUGCAUUAAUUCAAGCUUAAUUUAUUUUGUCGUGAUAUGAUCAUAUGAAAGUUGUUUUCUUCGCAGUGUCUGGGAGUAGGUUUGGGGAGGUUAUACUCAUGCUUGGCACUACACUGAAGUUGUUGUCUGUGAUUUUUUUUUUUUUCUUCUUCUUCUUUUUAUUUCUUUUUUUUUGUUUUGUUACUUCUGGCAGUGGAGGUGAAAUGGUUGAGCAGACGAGCCGUAGCCCACCCAGAUAGCCAGUAAAAGCUCAAGUCAACGGGAGUAAAUAAGAUGAAUGAAUGUACCACCAAAUGUGAAAUGGAAGUAAUUUUGCCUUGUGAUGUUUUUUUUUUGUUUUUUUGGGUCUUCGGUUCUACUUUUUACUUUCUCUUCUCUUCAUUUGGUUGUUUUUUGUUUUGUUUUCCAAAGUACUUUUUGUCCUGCUAAGCACAACUUAAUGAAAACUUCUGCCCUGGUAUUCCAUGGAGGGAGAAAAUAAACGAAUAAAUGAGGUGAUAUG